GAGAGAGAGAGAGAGAGAACGCGCCCACGUCCGCCUUCACGAGCAUACGGCCAGUGCGGAGAGACAGAGAGCGCUCCGUAGCGAACACCAGUUUGAGACUCCGAGCGCCACUAACGACUCGGCACGGGAACCUUCAUGCGACAGCGCUGACAUUGUCUUGCUGAAGAUGCUAGGCGUCGUACUGGCGUGUGUUUGUGCGGUUGUGAUCACCGGAGCGUCGGCUCGCAACGACAACGGCAAUUUUCUGGACGACAAAUGGUUGACGGGGCGAUGGGACAAAUUUCGUGAUGAGCCUGGCUCAUGGAACCCUGGAAAGCCAUUUGAUCAAGCACUGGAUCCUGCCAAAGACCCAUGCCUAAAGGUAAAAUGCAGUCGAAACAAGCGCUGUGUGGCCGAGGACUACAGAACCCCCACGUGUGUCAGCCAGAGUGGGGUGAGUUUUAAGGGUGUGGCUGGGAGAAACGCAGACCUGCUGAAGUGCAAUAGAUGCCCAGUGGUGCAUCCAUCGCCCGUCUGUGGAACAGAUGGACACACAUACUCUACCAAGUGUAAACUGGACUAUCAGGCGUGUAUCUCUGGGAAGCAGAUUUCUGUGAAAUGUCCAGGACAGUGUCCUUGCCUAUCACAUCCAUACAGUCCUACACACAAAAAUGAGUGCAGUGAUGCUGAAAUGACUGAGGUCAUAAGAAGACUGAGAGAGCGGUUCAGAGACGUGCCUGAGAGUGGGAAUCUCAACAAGAGGGUCAAGUUCCAGAAACUUGAAAAGAGGGUGGACAUAAAUAGGAUGCCUCUUUGUAAGGACCCUCUAGAUGGGCUUUUCGCCAGGCUGGAUGUGAACUUCGACCAGCAGCUCGACCAAUCAGAGCUGGCCCGCCUGGGCUCAGGGAGGGAUGCCGCAUGUACCAAGGCUUUCCUCAGGUCAUGUGAUUCUGGCCGCAACCAGCUCGUCUCCAGUCAGGAGUGGUGCUCUUGCUUCCAGAAACGGCAGGAGUCUCCUUGCCAGUCGGAGAUUACCAACAUCCACAAAGCUGGAAAAAAACUAUUAGGUCAGUACAUUCCAUCUUGUGAUGAGAAUGGCUUCUACAGACCACAGCAGUGCCGCAGCAGCAGCGGCCAGUGCUGGUGUGUGGAUCGCUAUGGAAACGAGAUUGCUGGUUCACACAGGAUGGGACAUGCAGAAUGCGCUCCAGUGUUGGAAGCUUCUGGAGACUUUGGCAGCGGUGAUGAGCUGCUCUCGGAUGACGAGGAUGAUGACGUUCAGAAUGAUGAAGAAGAGAUGGGUGACGACGAAGAGUACGAUGACGAUGACGACGAUGACGGUUACCUGUCAUAAUCCAUUUUUCUUUCUUUUUGUCCUAAAAAAAGGUGAAACUGAAAGAUAGAGAUGCUUAGUCCUAAAGCACGAUUUUAGGCAACUCUAACAGAACUCAGUACUAAUAUUACUAAUGGCUUAGAAAAAGGUGUAUCUCCCUCUUGCUGUGUAACAUUUGUUCAAAAUUAAUACAGUUAUUCAUGAUUUAUGUUUUACUUUUGUUAUUUUGUUGUUUUCGAUUUUGAAUGAGAACAGGUGAUGCACUGUAGCCCCUGGGACAGUGUGUGGAAAUGAUCAGAGGGGUGUGACCAGAGAUAAAUGUGUUAUGCUUAGAGGCUAGCAUACACACACACACACACACACACACACACACACACACACACACACACACACACACACGUGUCCACAUGUGUCCACAUAUAGGAGUCAUAUUUUUAGUAAGAAAGUCAAAAUACUCCCUCUCUAAAGGGUUGUUUGCAGCCACACACACACAUACACACAUACACACACCUGAUGGUAUGUCUGACACUUCAUCAAGGUUCCAUUUGUUGGUGUGUUUCUGUGUGUAUGCAUUUCAUUAUACCGUGUCGGUACCUUGUAACUGAAAAUGUUACACUUUUUGGGUUAUGUAUUUUAAUAAAUUGCAAAUGAAACCCAUGAUGGGAAUUUGAGAUUAGUUAAUUUUUAGAUCAAAAAAACACAAGCAAAUGUUUUCACAUAUUCCUGUGUGGUCCAUUGUAUUUGAUGAAGGCGGUUGUAAUGGACAUCAUUAUGCUGGGGUUAUGCUUUGUCAUAAUGUUAAAUAGGUUUAGUGACUGGAGACAUAGAACAUUAAGCACAUCUUCAGUUCUUACUCUUUCUGUGCAGAGGGGUGGGUUGUAAAUUGUAGCAAACUAGGGGUACUGGAGUUACAAGAAAACACACGCACACACACACACACACACACAUUCACACAUGCGCACAUUUUUGUUGCUAUCUGUUACCUGUUAGCAUUAGGAAGUGUGAUGCCUUUGAAUAGAAGAGAGUGGGAAUGCAAGAGAGAAAGUGUGUGUGUGUUAGAAUAUGUUAAGGGGUUUUAGCAUAAGAUAUUGUCUUGUUGACUCUCCUAUAGCAGAGAGGGUUUAACCUCUAUAUCUCUGUGUUGUUUUGGUUUGCUAGGAGAAAACAUACGAAUAGUUUGUAUCUUACCAUUAAAAAGCGCAGGUGAAAAACAAGGUAGAUAAAAAUGUUAAACCUCAGCGUGUCCUGCAUAUCAUUUGAUACCUUUUUCGUCGUUUGUUUCGGGACUUUUACUAUGCUCUAUAAGCCAUUAAUUUUCAUUCAAUGGACAGUUCCUUUUAUUGUCAUGUUCCGCAAAACCGAAUUUGCUGCUUGGUCAGCUGCACAAGUUUUGAGCGGAGAUGUGGUGAGAGGAGAAGAAAAGAGCCCUCUCUUCCCUUGCCGAUGUCGGUCCACCUGUCUUCACAGAAGUGUGACAAAUUAUACAAUUUUUUUUACAGUGUAUGUAAUAUUUGCUCAAAUAAAAUUCUAUUGACCAGAAUGA
Molecule: messenger RNA, 2855 nt
Organism: Electrophorus electricus (electric eel)
Lineage: Eukaryota; Metazoa; Chordata; Actinopteri; Gymnotiformes; Gymnotidae
Gene: spock3
Product: SPARC (osteonectin), cwcv and kazal like domains proteoglycan 3
Biological process (GO): anatomical structure development
Molecular function (GO): extracellular matrix binding; collagen binding; calcium ion binding
Source: RefSeq, a predicted model, not a curated record